Molecule: messenger RNA, 1070 nt
Organism: Cynara cardunculus var. scolymus (artichoke)
Lineage: Eukaryota; Viridiplantae; Streptophyta; Magnoliopsida; Asterales; Asteraceae
Product: protein DEHYDRATION-INDUCED 19 homolog 3
Exons: 5
Coding region: 216-875 (219 amino acids)
Source: RefSeq, a predicted model, not a curated record
UGUAGUUGCCGUUUCCUCUAUUCCACUUUCUUGUAGAAACCACCAUACAAAUCUCUCUCAAAUGAAAACCACCCAAACCGCUGCAUCUGUUUACCCUUCAUCUGAAAUCUAGGGUUCAUCAUAUUUUCCCCUGAAUCAAAGAAUCUCGCAACUCCAAAAACCUAAUUCAUUUCUUUCACAACUUUAAACAUCUUUGAUUCAAUCGAGCGUCGAAAAUGGACGCUGACUCUUGGAUCGCUCGUCUGUCUUCAACAUCAAGGCGUUAUCAACAUGCUCUUCAAUCACGAUCAUCUGACACGUUCAUGGGGUUCGAGGACAUUGAGGUGGAUGAUGAUAUCAGGGAGGAAAUUCAAUGCUCGUUUUGCGGCGGUUAUUUUGAUAUAACAUGUUUGUGUUGUCAUAUCAGCGAGGAACAUCCUGUGGAGGCAAAGAAUGGGAUUUGUCCGGUUUGUGCUAUGAGGGUCGGAGUAGACAUGGUAGCUCAUAUAGCUUUACAUCAUGGAAACAUAUUUAAGAUGCAACAGAAGAGGAAAUCUUGCAGAGGUGGUUCAAUAUCGAUGCUCUCGUUGUUGAGGAGGGAACUUAGAGAAGGAAAUUUGCAGUCCAAUUCUGGAGGUUCCUCCUAUAUAGUUUCGUCAGCCAAUGCAGCACCUGAUCCAUUGUUGUCAUCAUUUAUUUCACCAAUGGGUGAUGAUCUUGUGAUCAAUUCAUCCAAGUCCUUAGUAGAACCAACCGUUGUCAAGAAAAGUACAAUCAAGAAUCUUCCCCACAGCAAAAAGAGCGAAUCAUUGUCAAGUAAAGACAAGGAAGAGAGGAGUAGAAGAUGUGAAUUUGUGCAAGGGAUGUUGUUGUCCACAAUUCUUGAUGAUAUAUAACUUGUACAAACAAGAUGAAAUCCAAUCCAAUCCAUCGGAAUAUAUGGGAGGUAGGGGAUAACCAAAUGAGGUUGAGAACCAUGUUGUUUCACAAUGUGAUUAUUUUUAAUGUGUGCGUAUUUUCCCUGUACUUUUAAAUGCAUUUUUUUCAUAAUGUGAUAUAAUACAUGAUAACUGGUUCUCAACUUUUGCUUA